This is a messenger RNA of Nymphaea colorata (pocket water lily), 6574 nucleotides long. RefSeq names its product ENHANCER OF AG-4 protein 2. The transcript has 12 exons. NCBI's taxonomy places the organism in Eukaryota, Viridiplantae, Streptophyta, Magnoliopsida, Nymphaeales, Nymphaeaceae. The coding region runs from base 309 to 4928 and encodes 1539 amino acids. Gene Ontology annotation, molecular function: transcription coregulator activity; double-stranded DNA binding. Gene Ontology annotation, biological process: regulation of transcription by RNA polymerase II. Gene Ontology annotation, cellular component: nucleus. The record is from RefSeq and is a predicted model, not a curated record.
UGCAAGGAGAAAAAAAAAAAAAAAAAAAGAAAUGGUGGGAAAAAUAGAGGGAAAAAAUAGAAGAAAAAAUCAGGCCGAAUCAUAAGCGCCCUGGCCACCGCCGCUCCCUAUCACCGGAAUUCGACGUCCGCGCCAGUAUCUAUCGUCCGAGGGCAGGCGUAAGGGCUUUGGACUCCCGAAAACUCUACACGAGACUGCUUUAUCUGGCAACAGCGGACCAUUCCAGCUCUCGAUCGUCGCCAUUGCUCUUCUAGUGGUUCUAGGGUUUCCUUCCACCGGAGGGAGGCCGGGCUAGGGUUUUUCUCCCCAUGGCGGGGGGGCGGAAGAGAGGAGCCAACAGAGCCAAGGAGCAGAGCCAAUUGAGCCUGGGGGAUCUCGUCCUCGCCAAGGUUAAGGGGUUUCCGGCGUGGCCUGCAAAGAUAAGCAAACCUGAGGACUGGAGUCGGCCGCCGGAUCCCAAGAAAUACUUUGUUCAGUUCUUUGGCACUGCUGAAAUUGCAUUUGUAGCCCCUGCUGAUAUUCAAGCAUUCACUGUUGAGUGUAAGAACAAGUUGCUAGCUAGAUGUCAGGGAAAAACUGUCAAGGACUUCUCACGAGCAGUAAAAGAGAUCUGUGAGGCAUUUGAAGCAUUGCAGCAGAAAAAGGUGUGUCCAGAAGGGUAUGCUGAUGGACCACUUAAGCAACAUCCACCUCAAAUUGGACAUGCCAAAGAUAUGACGAGUGUGGAAGGUCAUAACUCGUCUGUAGCAAGGGAUGAUAAUUUGGAAAGUUAUCCCAAGGAGCAAAUCGAUGAAACUGUUACUCCUAAUAAGUCUCCAGAUGGUGCUCAUGGGUUAGAACGCUGUUCUCUGAGUCGUUCGACAUCUUUGGAUGGUAAGGAUGGGCCUCUGGGGUCUGUUGAAAGACAUAGAUCUCCUUUUUUAUCCGUCAAGAGAAAAGCUAAAGCAGCAAAUAGAGCCUCUCGUGCACAAAAAAAGGGUGUGGUAUCUCCCAGGGCAAUUUCUCCAGAUCAUGACCACAGUAAGAUUAAAAAUGGAAGUGCAGAAGUUAGUGAUAGAAGUCCUGGUGUUUCUGACACAUCUGAUCCUGAUAACAAGGAACAUACAGCAUCAUCACCUGUGAUGAAAUCCAUUUCUUUGAAGCCUUUUACUUCUCGUGGAACUAGGAAAGGAAUCCAUGUGUCUAAAGUAAAAGUUGAGACAUCUGUUGAGGUAAAGGGAAAGGCUGUUGGAUCUCCCAAAACAGAACUUAAAGACCAUGUGAGUUCUAGACACACACUAUCAAAGCAUUUGAAAGAAGAAGCCCAUGGCAUGCUACAUAAAGGAUCCUCCUCUGAUAGGAUGCAUGAACCAUCUUCAACAUCAGAUGCGGAUCUAAUAGGUUCAAAAAAGUCGAAGAGUUCUUUGAAGGAUAACAAGAAAGUUGAUACAGACGAUAAGAAAGGAACAGAGAAUCUGCUGAAUGUGAGGGAUCCUAGUAAGGAAGCUUUUGAUCACUUGGAGGACAGAAAAAACAGUCAGGCAUUGUUAUCAAAGGAUCAAAAGAGAAACACUAAAGUAGGAGGGAAAGGCAUUAUAGAUGUGGAUGAAAAGGUUCGUCCAGUCAAGAGAUUAAGAAUCACAGAGGUGGAUGAUGACAUUGCUGACGAAUCAGCAUUAGUUGGCAGAAAUGAUAAGUUCAGCACUUCUCCAAAUGUAGCGAUUAACAAGAAAGGUGAGCUUGUUAUAGGUUCUGAAAACUUAAGUACUGUUGCAGCUUUGAAAUCUAAUACAUGCAAAGGUGGAGGCCAUUCUUCAGGUGAUGAAGAUAUUCUUCCCUUGACAAAGCGACGGCGUCGUGCACUAGAAGCCAUGUCAACUGCUGUUGCUGAUAGCGAUGUUGAUGUACAUGCGGGAAGCCCAAAUUUGGCCAAAAGCAUUCCCUCCAUGCAAGUAGAGAAUGAUGCAUCUCUUGCCUCUGGAGCUGAUGACAGGGAAGCUUCUUUUGUUGCUGUUGAUGAUAAUAGGGAAUGCAAGAAAGUUGUUAAUAAUGACACUACAAGUCUUCCUCAUACAUCUUCUGAAGCAAUUGCUGAUACUCUUCAGACUGCUUGUGUGCAAUCAGAAAAUUCUGACAAGUCAUUGAAGACCAGUAACAUCAAGGGUGAAAAUCCAAACUCAGCUGAUGAUUCACAGACAUCAUUCGGCGCUAUGGUAUCACCGGAUGGACCUACAAAGGGGCCUUUAUUUAGUCCUAAGCAAGUUGAACAAAAGAGGGUUAAGGCUGCUGUUUUAGAAUCUAAAUCAUCUUCAAGACCCUCAAACUCACCAUCGCCUUCUCCAAAUACCUUGGUAGGACACGUCAAACCUGCAACUAAGCCACUUGAUCAGAAAAUUAACAAAUCACAUGCUAAGCCAUUAGGUUCUCCAACGGUGAAGAAAUCUCUGUCUGCAUCUUAUAGAACUUCCUACCAGGAUCCAGAAAGCUUAAGCCGUGGGCAUUCUACUACUCCACAAAGAAAUAAGGUUGACUCAUCAUCUGAAAAGUUGAAAUUUUCCCAAAAAGCUAGUUUGCGAGUUGAGAAUAGGUCCAAGACAGCAGUUUCUACAGAGCACAAUGCUGAGAGAGAUGGUCUGACUAAAGAACGAAAUCUUGAAUUGGCAAAGGAGUUUAUAGCUGGCAAUUCAACCAUAGAAAUAAGGGCUGCAGAAUCAUCUCCAUCCAUGAGAAACCUUAUUGCAGCUGCUCAGGCUAAGAGGCGGCAGUCUCGUCCUCAGUCUUUUUUGCAUGAUGAAUUUGAUGUUUCUGUCCCUGCUAUUAUGUCCACCACCCCUGUACAGGGGAAGGCUUUCAGUCCUCUUCCUUCAUUUCAGCCUUUUCAUUUGAGCAAUGGUGUGCAGGACAAUUCAAAGGGAUUUAUUCCCCAUUCAUCGGUUACAUCACCAUCAAAUCAUGCCCAUCAGUUCAUACUACCACAGCAGACGGACUUAAAAGAAUAUGAAGAAACUAAAAUUGGGUCAGAAAACAGAGGAAUCGAGGGGUCAUUGAGUGGUGGAACUGAAGCAGCUGUUGCUCGUGAUGCUUUCGAGGGGAUGGUGGAAACACUAUCUAGAACAAAAGAUAGUAUUGGCCGAGCUACUCGUCUUGCAAUUGAUUGUGCCAAGUAUGGGAUUGCAGGAGAAGUUGUGGAUAUUCUUAUUCGGAAGUUGGAAACUGAGGCUAGCUUUCAUCGAAGAGUUGACUUGUUCUUUCUUGUUGAUUCAAUCACACAAUGCUCACACAGUCAGAGAGGUAUUGCAGGGGCUUCAUACAUUCCAACAGUACAGGCAGCUCUUCCACGACUUUUAGGUGCUGCUGCUCCACCUGGAGCUUCUGCACGUGAAAAUCGUCGUCAAUGCCUGAAGGUUUUGAGGUUAUGGCUUGAAAGGAAAAUCCUUCCAGAAUCAGUUCUUCGUCGUCACAUGGAUGAAAUUGGAUCUUCAAAUGAUGAAAUUACUGCCAGUUUGUCUUUACGACGUCCGACUCGAGCAGAGAGGGCUGUGGAUGAUCCACUCAGAGAAAUGGAAGGAAUGCUUGUUGAUGAGUAUGGCAGCAAUGCAACAUUUCAAUUGCCUGGUUUCCUAUCUUCUCAAUUCUUUGAAGAGGAAGAAACUUUUCAAAUCAAGGAAGCCACUGAAAUGUUGUCAUUGGGUACCACUGAAGUUUUGGAGGAGGCACUACCAUAUGCUGGUACUCCAAGUGAUAGGCGUCACCACAUUUUAGAAGAAGUUGAUGGGGAGCUUGAAAUGGAAGAUGUAUCUGCCUCUUCCAAAGACGAAGCUGCAGCCCGUAGCAUUCCUGUUGAACAAGAACCUCAGCAAAAUGUUCCAAGUUCUUCGAGGGAUGAUACGACUGAGAAUGCCCCACUAGAAGUUGGUUCUCCACCUCUACCUGUGGAUUCUCCUCCCCCCUUGCCACCUUUACCUUCUUCCCCUCCUCCCACUCCCCCUCCACCCCCGGAAUCUCCAUCUCCACCUCCACCACCACCACCUCCACCACCACCGCCGCCGCCACCACUGCCAGCAUCUUCCCCACCUUCCUAUGUCUAUGGUCAUUCUAUGCCUCAAGAUUAUCCUAGGCCUCCAGAUUUGAGUCGGCAAGAUUAUCAUCGGCUUCCAGAUGGUGGUGGAAAUGUCCAAACUGCUGGACCUGCUCCUUCUCAAAGCCAUGUCAAUCUUACGCCUCUGGGAAAUGAAAGGAUUCCACAUAAUUCUUCUUUUGCAACAUCUGGGCAGUGCCAUGUCCAAGAUGUUCCAAAUACACAUCCGUCUAAUUUUGAAUAUGGGAAAAGUAAUAUUCAUUCAGUCCCUCAGGCCACCCAAGUUACUCAGCAGUUCCAGCCCAGUGCAGUUACUCAGCAGUUCCAGCCUGGUAAUGUGCCAUUCCAGCAACGACCAUAUCAUCCCCCUCCACCUCCGCCUCCACCUCCACCUCCACCUCCACCUCCACAUCCACAUCCACAUCCACAUCCACAGCCACCUUCCAAUCACUUCUCUCCUCCACAGCCACCUUCAAAUCAUUUUGCAUAUCCUAGGCCUGUUGCUCCGCAUUUUGCUCCACAACCUUAUCACCAGUAUCCUUUGACCUCUGUCCCAAACAAUUGGAGGCAACCUGUUAAUGAGGAACAAUGGCGACCACAUCCUAAUGAUGCCAAAGCUAAUAGUCAGCAGAACGUGUGGGUUCCUGGAGGAAUGUCUGCACCAUCAUGCUCAGGCCCACCUAUUGUACAGGAUGGUUACUUUCGACCCCCAGUAGAAAGGCCUUGCUUAAGCCCCAUGGGCUAUCAGUAUCCUGUACAGAACUCUGUUGGCUCUGGUGGUUCAAUUCCAGCUGCCCCUCCUCACGGCGUCAAUCAGGUGCAACCUUGCAGGCCAGAUGUUGCACCCUUUAAUUGUUGGAGGCCUAUGUAAAACCAAUUUUGUCUCUCUCAGAAACCUUAAAAAUUUAGGAAACCAAGGAUGAGAAAAGUGUGAUAUCCACACGUUCGGUCAAGAAUCAAGAAUACACAACUUGAAGGAUAUCUGUCUUUGGUGGCCUACAUCACAUCAAUACUUUCUCAAGAAAUGACUUCAAUUUCAGAUGAUUGCAUUUUGCACAGUUGUGGGGUAUGCUCACGAAAAAUUAUUCGUAGAUGUCAGAGGCUUGGGUGUUGUUCUUAAAAUUGGAGCUUCUGAAUCUAGGGAAGUGAUCAAUGUUGGUUAUGGAUUAUAUAGAUCACACGAAGAACAUUAUUGAUCAGUUGGCUAUUGUUGGGAAUACCGUUCCAGACAAUGAUAAAGUUCAACAAACUCUUAAUGGCCUGGGCUCAGAUUUUGAUAUGUUUACUACAGCCUUGUCAUGUCAGCUCACUUUGCCUACUUUUGAGGAGAUUCAAGCAAAACUCCUUUAGUAUGAGAUGACCAUGAAGAGAAGGGUAGAGGAAAAUGACAUGAUCAAAUAUCAUACUAUUCUGGCAAUAGACAGCUCAGUAGGUGUAGGAUGUGGAAAUGGAGGGCAUUAAGGUGGUAGAGGAUGAGGGGGGGCAAGGUGGCCAUGGAAUAUUGCCUACACCUAUUGUCCCAGGUGAUUUUAAUGCAGGGAACCGAAAGAGAGUGCUCAUUUGCAUCCAGUACAACAAAAACAGGCAAGUGAAUGCUGAUUGCUGUAUAAUCCAUAAAAUAAAGGGAAAGAAAAUGAGUAACUUCGAGAAUAGAGCAGCUUCCAGUGAGAGUGCGAAGCCACCUGGUGAUGUAUGGUAGGUUGUCCUGUCAACUCUAUCAUAAAUGACAAGCAAAAUGAAUAGGAAGAGUGCUAUGUGGAUUCAGGAUCACACAGACAAUGCGCUUAAGUUGCCUGGCCUAGCUCCUUACCUUGAAAAAGGUUGUAUUGUUAUGGGAGAUGGUAGUCACCCUUCAAUUAGUCAUGCUGGUAAUGCACAUUUCCCAUGCUCAAGUCCUCCCUUUUCCUGUCCAAUGUUUUACUUGCACUAAAUAUUCAAAAGAAUAUUGUUUCUGUUGCUAAACUUAUGCACGAUAUGAAUUUGUCAGUCGAAUUUAUUCCAUCUUCUGUCUAUGUCGAGGACCUUCGAAUGAAGAAGACGUUUGCUGAAGGGGAGCAAUGAGGAAACCUGUGCCUCUUCCAAAAAAAAAAAGAAGAAGAAGAAGAAGAAGUUCCUGCUUCUCUCCAGUUCUAGUUGUCCUGUUGGAGCCAAGAAAGCCUUCAUCUUCAUAAUCUUUUGUCUUUAGUUCUAGUAUGUGUUUGUUGAGUGUUUCUAGUUUAUCUUGUUGUAAUGAGCCAAAUCUUUGGCAUGGUCGUUUGGGUCAUUGUAGUCGGGGAUUUAUUGAAAAACUUGUGUCUGAUGGUUUUAUUUUAGAGUCUAGUUUAUUUUCUCCUUUUGAGGUCAAGAAAUCUUUUAGUUGCAAAUUAUGUAAGAAUCAUGCUUCCUUUCAAUGUUAUAAACAAAAGAACUUCGAGGCCUUUUGAAAUUGUUUGUUUGAUGUUUGGUGAGUGUGCACUGAUUUCUUUGUCUAGAAGUCAAUACUAUGUUAUAUCAUCGACUCGUAUUCUCAUCACAGCU